UAUGUCCUUCCCAGCCCACCUUGGGCACUGUUUCUUCCCAGACACUGGAAAAGCGAGGCUCAAUAAUACAUGAGCUUUGGUGGUCCUCAAAUCUGAGCAACAACAGCAACAACAGCAGUGUUCAGGGGGGUGUAGCGCCCACACACUAAGACGUCACCACAUAGUACUACAUAACAUAUACCUUGGAUCUAAUUAUGCUUUGUUCAUGUUAUUAUUUAAAUGCAUUAUUAAAUUGUUAACUUAGUACAUGGCGUUUAGGUGGGAUUUUGAAGGAGAAAUGCGAGCACAGAAUAACAUAGUAUGUACUACAUGAUAUUCCAAUGAAUUUGUGGUAAAAAUCGUUUGGUGACGUCACUGAUGUAAAGAGAAAUAAUGGGGGAGGAAUACGAGAGGAAGAAGAUAUCAACCAACCCUUUCUUGUACACGGACGGUAGCUUGGUGGAGGAGGACGUGUUGCAGGCUAGUCUGGAGGCUAAUGAUGGCUCCACUGAGGGCUCCAUCGCCUCCACUAUUAUUGGGGACUCAGAUCAAACCCCCCAGGCUGAGCUUCCCACCAGACAGGUGUGGGCCAUGGCACGUGCAGGUGUCAGUAUGUCCAUUGAUAUUGACGAUGACAAGUUGCAGACAAUGACUGGCUCCUAUUCAGAAAUCUUGGAGCGACCAAUGCUGGGACAGCGCAUUGCUGAAGAAAAUGAACAGCUAGAAGAGAAGGAUGAUGUGGUUAGAGAUGAGAUGGAUGCCAUUACUCCAGUCUGUUCUAGCAUGGACCCUGUUCAAGCUUUCCUCACUCAGGAACGUCUCAGUGCUUUUAUGGCUCAUGAUGAUUCUCUAGGAGAAGCUCCAGAAUAUGGGGCAGAAUUCUCACCAAGUGACAGCCAGGGGCGACCUUGGACUCUUCAAGUAGGGAGAUGCAGUCCAGAUCAAGCAGAGUCGGCCCUGCAGGGUGCUGGAAUGGUCACCCGUCAUGGAGACAUCAUAUCAUUUGUGGCAGAUGAUCUACAUAAUAAAAUAAAACUUUCAAGUCCACUGUCUAAAACAUUGGCGUCCUUCCCUGGAUCUCGAAGUUCGACCCCAAGUUUGUUACGGACAGCACUAGCCCCUCAAGUGCCACCUAUAGAUCCAACCAUUAUCAAUGAUAUUGAGACACAUGCAAGGCAUAUUGCUACAUCUGUUGACACACUUAUUGAAAAUCUCACUGGGACUCUCCAUAGUAUUUCAGCUCUGACUGUGGAUUGUGUUGAAACAUACCGAGAUGCUGUUUGUAAAACCUGUGAUGCUGUUGAUGCAAAUAUUAAGUCCAUGUAUCAGCUGAUGGCCAAAACAGAAGAACUGAGCAAAUCGAUGAAACCUAUUUACAAACUCCAAGAACAAAUUAAGGAGGUGAGGCGUCUACUUGACAUGUUUGAAAAUAUUAUCCACUCCAGUGGUUCAUGAAACUCAAAAUACAAAAAAUAACUUGACAAAAGUUUGGCAAGGUACUGUUCUCUGCCAGUGAUCUCUGUUGGUGAUAAAUAUAUAAACAUACUCUAGCUUAUAAAAACUAUGUACAGUGGACCCCCGCAUAACGAUCACCUCCGAAUGCGACCAAUUAUGUAAGUGUAUUUAUGUAAGUGCGUUUGCACGUGUAUGUUUGGGGGUCUGAAAUGGACUAAUCUACUUCACAAUAUUCCUUAUGGGAACAAAUUCGGUCAGUACUGGCACCUGAACAUACUUCUGGAGUGAAAAAAUAUCGUUAACCGGGGGUCCACUGUAUAUGUAUGUAUGUAUUAGGGUGCAUCAAAUGCCCCAUUAUUUCUAAAUUCGGAGGGAACUUUUUAUCCUUUUUUUUUUAUUUCUUUAAAAAUCAUUCCCUGCAAAAAUUGGGAAAAGUUUCCACUUUAUCAUUGUUGUCUACUAAGUAAAUAAAGCUUGAAUUAAAACCCAAGAAAAAAAAAGCAGACAAAUAUAGAAAUACUGUACUAAAAUCAUAAUGUAUUUUCACAUUCAUACUGUCAUGGACAGAAAUGUAUGGUGUUCAUUCCAAAAAAUGUAUGUUACUAGUAGGAAAAUGAAAGCCAGUUAUUUACAACCUGUCUGUGUUUGACUGCAAGUCUCUCUAUGUAGAGGAAGAAUGUAAAAAAAAUCACAUUUUCAUAAAAGUAGUUACAAGUUGCCUUUCAGUUUUGCUUGUGCAAUUGUGGCAACUACUUGCCAUCUUGUUCAACAACUUUUCUACAUUUUGUUAAUAUUCUUCACCGUUAGCUGCUCAUCAGUAAUCACAACAGAGCUGGAUUCUGCAUUCAGUAUAGUCAUUGAUGACUUUCACAACCUGCACGUUAAAUAUUGAUGUUCGGUUAGUAAUUGAUAGUGUUCAGUCUUCAGAAUGUUCUUCAAGGAAUUUUGUGUUCAACUGUAGAAUGUGAAAUGUUACCAGGAAUCUGGUCCAACCAAAUCACUCAUGUUUGUUUUGUUGCCGAAGUGAUUUCCUGAAACCCAUUCCAUGUUGUUUUUAAGAUGUAACAUAAUCUGUGUCUGGCUUGAUUGAGAGCAGACUAUCAGCAAGAGCACAUCAUGCUUGGGCAGGCACCUUGCUUGCUGAAGAAUGCAGUCAAGUAACAGACAUUAAGCUGAAAUAUAUGGCUUGCAUUGCUGGAGACCAGUUUGUUCACAGCCUCAAACUAAAGCAGAAGGUCAUUCCAUUGGGCAUCCUCAGCAGAAUUGCAAGUCAUUCCAAAUGCUGUAGAUGAGAGUAGCAAAGGUUACAAUGUCCCUCACUUCAGAGACUUGCUUCUAUGUAGUGAUUGUGCCAGGAGGCAACACCUUGAUAUGCUUCUAGAGCAAGUACACUUUGACUAAUUACAGCAGCUUUUCCUACAUCUGAUCUUGUGUUGUGGACCUUGUUUUUGAAUGUGACUGCAUUUUCAACCACUUGCUCAUAAAGGAACACUAUAUAGGUUAACAAAUUUCAGGUAGUCAUCUCUCAGGAGUAAUUGCUUUGGACUACAUUACUGAAUGAAGGUAAGUUGAUUUGUGACAGUGGCUGAUCACUGGUGUGUGGCAGCAAAUCAAAAUUUUUGCAAAUCCUGGUAAAAAGGGGGUGAAAUCUGGCAUUUGGGAGGCUUCAGUCUGUAGGUCAUUAAAAACAUGAGGGAAAGGCUCCUUAACAUGAUGCCUGUAGGCAGACCACAGAAGUUUCCAUACAGUCUUCUGCUGGAUUAUCACAUACUGCUCUGAUGUAUUUUAUUGGCAUUUAUAUCACCAGAUUCUUUAUCAGUGCCAAGUAGAUACUAAGGAACACUGAGAAACUUUAGCGUAUGCAUAUUUCCAAGUACACAGUUAGGUGUUCCUCGUCGUAUUUUUACUGGGUAAUGAUACCAUAAGUUUGGGAUACCAGUGCAAAGAAGCAAGCUUUGGAGUGACCCACUGCUCUAAGUUUUUCCCAUCAUGUCCUCAGUCUGUUGCUGUGACCUGUAUACUGUUGAGUACAAUGUUGAGAAUAUGUGGAUCUCCUAAUGCUUCUGUGUACACUUCUUGUUGUGUUGGCAUCACCUUCAGGCAAGCUGCUAGAGAAACUAUCUUUGGUCAGAGAACAAUGCCCAGGGAAAACCUCCAUUCUAGUAUGGGCUGUGUAAUAAUGACCUCUUGGAGUACUUGUUAAUGUACAAGCACUGGAUAUGCUCACUUUCCUUGACUUAUGCCACCCUCAUCACUGGCACAAUCAUUGAUGCUCUGGAUACAUGAGCUUUUACUGGCCAUUUCUUGCUGCAUCUUUAUGCAUCUUUCUGCCUCUCAUUGCUUAUAUAUCUGUUGUUGCUGUACCUUUGCACCCAGCACCUUACCUUACAGUCCGGAUGUGGCUGACCAGUUGACCUUCAUUGAUUGUAGGAAAUCUGUCCCCCACAUUCUUGAUUAGCUGUUCAGCAUUGGUAGGCCACAGCAUAAAUAUUUCAGCUUAUUUCUCAGUUAUGAUCUAUCUUUUUAAGAGAGAGGCUGGUAUUGAUCUUUUGGAGGGUAUGGCCCUCACCGUCAAAUAUGUACUAUCAAGAAAUUUUAUAACUUUUUUGCAUGUCUUGGGUUCAGUAAUCAUUGUAGUGUGUGCCUCUUGGUAGAAUUCUGACACCUUGAAUAACACAAGUUUGGCUGACUCUCAUCUUGUGCAGUUUCUUGAUGCAUCUUUUUGGAUAUGGUGCAUCAUUACAGCACUUGCUGACACACAGGAAGACCAUGAGCUUGUGACCUAUGUUGAUUCUUUCAUGGUGAUUUUUGCUGAUUGCCCUGCCAAUAGCAAUCUUUUUAGCAAUUAAAUUUAGUGAUAGUGUAGUAGAUAAAGCAAUGCUAUCCAAAUUAUCCAUCUGUCUUCUCAGAUCUGACAACAUAUUGGGAAUUAUAUAUAAUUUUAUGGUUUUUUUGAAAGCUCUGGUAUAACCAUCAUAAACAAAUUUGACAAAUAAAAUACUGCAGCAAAUUAUGCACAUGUAAUAAAUUUGCUUAUUGAACAUAUAUAAAAUAUUAUUAAGAUAUAUAAAAUUAUUACCAAUUUUGCUUCACUAUCUUAACAAAUUCAACUGUCAAUUUCUCAUUGAAUAAUUAAUCUGUACUUGAUUUGUUCUUGCUAGAAGUGAAUAUAAAAAACUAUAAAAUGAGCACUUCAAUGAUAAUUUGGAAUAAUUGCAAAGAGGCAUUUCUUAAUUACACACUACUGAUUAUUCUUAAUACUUAAGGUGGACCCCUAAAUAAAUUCAGAUUGAAAAAAUAAUUGUCAGGAACAGUAUUGACAAGAAAUGGAAAAUUUUAAAUAGGGACAGUCAAACAAUCAAAUUACUGAACCUCAGGGCAUUUGAUGCACCCUAGUAUGUAUAUAUGUAUGUAAUGUAUGUACUUUUUUUUUUUUAACUCAGUAGCCAUCUUCCACCAAUGGAAGGGCAACCCAAAGAAGAAAACAUUCACCUUUAUUCAUUCAGAUAACCUUCCAAAUUCAACAUCACCACUCCUGCAAAGUGCAGGCACUGCCUUCAUGACUCAAGUCCGGCUAACCAGUUUCCCUUAAUCCCUUCAUAAAAGUUAUCUGGUUCACACUCCAACUCUAUAUCCAUUAAAAACUGCUUGUCUCCAUUCACUCCCAUCUAACAUGCUCACUUAAGUCUGCUGCAUGCACAAGCUCCUAAAAUUCAAAGGCUCUUUUACCUCUUUUUAGCAACCAUUCCUGGGAUGACCCUUUCCCCUCUUACCUUCGAACCCAAAUUCAUACACCCUCUUUGUCAACCUGUCCUUGUUCAUCUCCACAUGCCCAAAUCACCUUAACAACCCCUCCUUGGCUCUGAUUUAUACUUGGUGACCCCACAUUGCCUUUUAAUUUCUAUGCUUUGAAUUCUCUGCAUGACACUCACACUACACAUUGCUCUCCAACAUGACAUCUUCACUGCCUCUGUCCUCCUCACUGCAGCUUUAGAAACUCAUGCCUCACACACAUAUAAAAGGGCUGGUACCACUCUACCCUUUUUGGCCUCCUUAGAUAACUUCUUUCUUUCUGCAUGUACAGUACUUCAGUAUACUACCCACUUUUUUUCUCUCGUCUAUUCUGUGGUUCACUUUGUGUUAUAUAGACCCAUCCUUCUGACAUGCCCACUCCCAAGCAUCUAAAUACAUUGACUUCCUUUUACUCUGUCCCUCCAGUCUAAUAUUCAAUCUAUCAUGGCCUAGAUUUUUUUUUUGUUACCCUCAUCAUCUUGCUCUUUUCUACAUUCAUGUUUAAUUUUCUCCUUUUACAUGCUCUCCCAAAUUCAUCCACCUACCUUCAUAAUUUGUCUCCAGUAUAUAUUCCUUAACCCCUAAACAGUCCAAACGUAUAUAUACAUUCUUACUGCUAGUGCCCCAAACGUAUGUACAUGUAUAUGUUUUAUUUUUCCUGCCUCCAAAUUUGGCAUGAUUGGCCUGAGAUGCCUGGUCAGCAUAGAAUGGAUAUUAACACUUGGUGUGCACCAUAUUAAAAAAAUCUGGGAUCACUUAGUACCUUGUGGGAGCACCAAUUAAAUUGAGCGCCAGCUAGUGCAAACAGUGCGGCAAACACCAAGGAUUCACUGAUGUAAUGUCAUAUUAACACUCCCCUUUUAAGAGGAAAGUGAUAUUAACCCCAAGUUUAGGGUCUGUCUACCUGUCUCUAUCUAUUUUUAUCUGUCUCACAGAUACACACAAAUUCAAUUUUACAUACUCUAAAUUACCUAUGAUAACCAAAAAAAUCCAAAGUGCUAUACUGUGCUUGUAGAUAUAAUGCAUAAGAAUACUUGUUGGUUCACAGUGGCUCUCUCUGAUACAGAGAGAGAGAGACAAGCAGAGAGAUGGAAAGAGACAAGCAGACAGAGAGACAGAUAAUCAGAGACAGAGAUACCAGCUCAUCAAAUGUCACCCCUUAUCUCUGCACCCUCGCUGGUGCCCAUCAAAUGUCAUCCUUUAUCUUAUCUCUGCACUAUCUCACCUCAUCUCUGCACCCUCGCUGGUGCCCACCAGAUGUCAUCGCUUAUCUCAUCACUGCCCUCCUGGAUGCUUGUCACUGACACUUGUCUUAUGCAUUGCUUUAAGGGAACUUCUUCUUCUUUCCUCCUCCUUCCUUCUUCUUCUUCUAUACUCCCAUGUAUCCAGAACUUUGCUGGGACCUAUAAAUACUUUGUAUAUAUUCCUAGACAAUAGUAAAUGACCAAGGCAGGUGUAAAUAUCCACCUGUCAAUGUGUUUGUAACAAUUUGAGUACAAUUUCAGUACCUAAUAUUAGAGUCAGAACAAAGAUUGGCUAUGAAAUGACAAGAACUACAAUAAAUUGUAAUUAAAAAGUAAAAGUAGGUUUUAGACAAGGAUGUGUAAUGUCACCAUGGUUGUGUAAUAUAUUUAUAGAUGGGAUUGUAAAAGAAGUAAAUGCUAGGGUGUUCGGGAGAGGGGUGGGAUUAAAUUAUGGGGAAUCAAAUACAAAAUGGGAAUUGACACAGUUGCUUUUUGCUGAUGAUACUGUGCUUAUGGGAGAUUCUAAAGAAAAAUUGCAAAGGUUAGUGGACGAGUUUGGGAGUGUGUGUAAAGGUAGAAAGUUGAAAGUGAACAUAGAAAAGAGUAAGGUGAUGAGGGUAUCAAAUGAUUUAGAUAAAGAAAAAUUGGAUAUCAAAUUGGGGAGGAGGAGUAUGGAAGAAGUGAAUGUUUUCAGAUACUUGGGAUUUGAUGUGUCGGCGGAUGGAUUUAUGAAGGAUGAGGUUAAUCAUAGAAUUGAUGAGGGAAAAAAAGGUGAGUUGUGCGUUGAGGUAUAUGUGGAGACAAAAAACGUUAUCUAUGGAGGCAAAGAAGGGAAUGUAUGAAAGUAUAGUAGUACCAACACUCUUAUAUGGGUGUGAAGCUUGGGUUGUGAAUGCAGCAGCGAGGAGGCGGUUGGAGGCAGUGGAGAUGUCCUGUCUAAGGGCAUUGUGUGGUGUAAAUAUUAUGCAGAAAAUUCGGAGUGUGGAAAUUAGGAGAGGGUGUGGAGUUAAUAAAAGUAUUAGUCAGAGGGCUGAAGAGGGGUUGUUGAGGUGGUUUGGUCAUUUAGAGAGAAUGGAUCAAAGUAGAAUGACAUGGAUAGCGUAUAAAUCUGUAGGGGAAGGAAGGCGGGGUAGGCGUCGUCCUCAAAAAGGUUGGAAGGAAGGGGUAAGGGAGGUUUUGUGGGCGAGGGGCUUGGACUUUCAGCUGGCGUGCGUGAGCGUGUUCGAUAGGAGUGAAUGGAGACGAAUGGUAUUUGGGACCUGGCGAUCUGUUGGAGUGUGAGCAGGGUAAUAUUUAGUGAAGGGAUUCAGGCAAACCGAUUAUUUUUAUAUAGCCAGACUUGAGUCCUGGAAAUGGGAAGUACAAUGCCUGCACUCUAAAGGAGGGGUUUCAGGAUAUUGGCAGUUUGGAGGGAUAUGUUGUGUAUCUUUAUACGUAAUGCUUCUAAACUGUUGUGUUCUGAGCACCUCUGCAAAAUCAGUGAUUAUGUGUGAGUGAGGUGAAAGCGUUGAAUGAUGAUGCAAGUAUUUUCUUUUUUGGGAUUUUCUUUCUUUUUGGGUCACCCUGCCUUGGUGGGAGACAGCCGACUUGUUAAAAAAAAAAAAUUAUAUAAAAUAAUAUAAAAAUGAGAAAAAAUGGUAUAUUGGCAACACUUCUGCAAGCAGCAGGACUCGAUAUUGAUAUUGCCGUCAGGUGAGCAUUAAGUGCCAACUUUGCAGCCUCAUAUCUCAGUAAGUACUGACCCUAAUUUUUUUAUUUUAAUCCUACAACACUUAGAAAAAUUUUCUCUUUAUUUCAAUAAAAAAAAGAUUUUUUUAUUUUUCAAAAUAUUCGGGGCACUGGGGGAGAGAAUGUAUAUAUAUGUUUAGACCGUUUAGGGGUUAAAAGACCUGUGUCAUGAGCAGAGAGCAACUGGGAUAACUCCACCUUUGUAUCGGAUCCAACAUCUUUGAAUCCCACAUCCCUCCCACCUUUGUAUCGGAUCCAACAUCUUUGAAUCCCACAUCCCCUCCCACCUUUGUAUCGGAUCCAACAUCUUUGAAUCCCACAUCCCCUCCCACCUUUGUAUCGGAUCCAACAUCUUUGAAUCCCACAUCCCUUCCCAAUACCCUAGCAUUCAUUUCUUUGACAACCCCAUCUAUAAAUAUGUUAAACAGCCAUGAUGACAUCAUGCAUCCUUCUCUACCUCCUACUUUCACUAGCAAAUAACCCCCCUCCCUUAUGCAUACCCUAACCUGCGGUUCACUCUGCAUUAAUGAUAGUGACAGAAACCACUUUUGUUUGGCUGUCAUCAGACAAAUAAUACAGAAAUGCCAGGUCACAACACAUGUGCUGCCAUACUGAUCACCUAAUGCGCUCUCAUUUGAAGUACAGUGAUCACUUUUUAACUACACUUCUUGCUACAAACAAAAAAUGUUAUGUGUCUACACAAAUGUUAAGGCACCUAAUAAAGCAGAGCUACAUGCUUUAUGUUUAAGGAGUGUAAAACACUGCCGUAUAUGGAUCUGUGUUUUAGGAACUUAACAGACUGAAAGAAUGGAAUGUGUGUGUGUGUUUGUGUUGUGUAUCAUUGUUUUGUAAACAAUGUACUAUUGAGAUUGUUAGUGUGAGUACUAUUGUGUUUUAUACAAAGGUUAGCCCUGCAUACAUUGUGCAUGAUUUGGGUGUCAUAGGCCAAAACAAGUUACUGGAAAAAGUAAAGAAUUAGAAAAUAACAGGAAAAAAUAAAAUAAUAAAUAAUUA
Cherax quadricarinatus is the source of this 9212-nucleotide messenger RNA. It is a transcript of the gene BORCS6, whose product is annotated as Bprotein-1 related complex subunit 6. Lineage: Eukaryota; Metazoa; Arthropoda; Malacostraca; Decapoda; Parastacidae. Gene Ontology annotation, biological process: lysosome localization. Gene Ontology annotation, cellular component: BORC complex. The record is from RefSeq and is a predicted model, not a curated record.